CGUAGCCCAAGCAAACAAAUCCUCUCCAGUCACAAUUUAAAUUUUGGGCCAAAUUUUCAAAAAUGAACACCGUGCGGAGGCUACGUUUGGGUCACCUCAGAUCGGUGGGCGGUGCUUAUCGACUUUAUUCUGGUAAGAAUCAGUCAAAGGAUCAGAAGACGAGCGAAGUCAGCAAGGCAAAGCCACCGGAGAAGCCCAAGGAAAAAUCCAAGGAAAAUCCCAAGGAAAAGCCCAAGGAAGCGCCGAAGGAAAAGGGUAAGGAAACGGACAAGGGUGACCCUGCCAAGAAGGUCACCAAGGUGACCAUAAUCAAUGGCGAGGGUGUGGGUCCCGAACUGAUGAAUGCCGUGCAGGAAGUUCUCUGCGCCGCCAAGGUCCCAAUCGAUUGGGACAUCCAUGAGGAGUACAUGGCACCGGAUAGUCAAGAUGUUUCCGCCGAAAUCCUGGACUCCUUGCGGGCCAAUAAGGUGGGCAUCAAAGGACCCGUGGAGAGUCGCCACUGGCAGCGCCAGAUCCGCAAGCAGUUCGCCCAGUUCGCCUACGUGUCCUUGUGCUCCCACAUCGACGGUUUGGACUCGCCAUAUGGUGACUUCGACGUGGUCAUCAUCCGGGAUCAGAUGGAGGGCGACUACUCCGGCAUCGAACACCGGGUGGUUCCGGGUGUCAUGCAAACGAUUAAGGUGAGCACUACAACCGGAGCGGCCAGGAUCGCCGAAUUCGUGUUUAACUACGCCGCCGAGCACAAUCGCAAAAAGAUCACGGUGGCACACAAGGCCAAUAUAAUGCGGUUAACAGAUGGCAAUUUCCUGGAGGCCAUGCGAGCCCAGGCCGAAAAGUUUGUGGACAAAAUUAAAUUCGAGGAGCGCUACCUAGACUCCUGCAUUAUGAAGAUCCUGAUGACGCCGAAGAAGUGCGACGUCCUGGUCUCGUCCAGCAUGUACGGCGAUGUGAUGAGGGUCAUUGCGGGCGGCAUGAUGGGAGUGCCGGGCAUAUGUCCCGGAUAUUCCGUCAGCAGUCUGGGCACCGUGUUCGACUGCCGCAUGAAGGCGUGCCACGCCCUCGCUGGCAAGGAUCAGGCCAAUCCCACGGGACCCCUGCUCAGUGCCGUCCUCAUGCUGCGCCACGUCAAGUUGGACAAGCAUGCGGAUCUGGUGGAGUGCGCGGUUCGCGGGGUUUACCGGGACACGGACAUCCGCACCCCGGAUGUGGGCGGCAAGGCCAAGUGCUCCGAGUUCGUAAGGGCCGUGUGCGAACGUCUUGAAAACGAGAAUUAAAAAUAUUUA
Molecule: messenger RNA, 1283 nt
Organism: Drosophila rhopaloa
Lineage: Eukaryota; Metazoa; Arthropoda; Insecta; Diptera; Drosophilidae
Product: probable isocitrate dehydrogenase [NAD] subunit alpha, mitochondrial
Exons: 1
Coding region: 63-1274 (403 amino acids)
Biological process (GO): tricarboxylic acid cycle; isocitrate metabolic process
Cellular component (GO): mitochondrion
Molecular function (GO): isocitrate dehydrogenase (NAD+) activity
Source: RefSeq, a predicted model, not a curated record